Molecule: messenger RNA, 372 nt
Organism: Gongylonema pulchrum
Lineage: Eukaryota; Metazoa; Nematoda; Chromadorea; Rhabditida; Gongylonematidae
Source: the annotation of a GenBank genome assembly
AUGCUUAUUUCGGAAAAUGACGAUAUCAAGUCGACGGGUAUGCUCGAAAAGAAAUGGACAUCAGUUGUUCGAUUGCAGAAGAGAGUAAUGGAAUUGGAAGUGAAACUGAAAGAAGCUGAGCGUGAAUAUAUGCAAGGAGCACCAACAAGAGAAAAUCGACAGCCAGGAGAGUGGAUUCCACGACCGCCAGAAAAAUUUUGUUUAACGGGCCAUCGUUCUCCAAUCACGCGAGUUAUAUUUCAUCCUGUUUUCACUCUUAUUGCUUCAUCUAGUGAAGAUUCAACAAUCAAGGCAAGUUCCCCCAUAUAUUCUUUUGUGAUCUUUAAAAAAAGCAUGGAGAAUUACACCCCUCCUCUUCCAUCUGGAAAGUAG